GCAACAACCACGAGUGAGACAUCCCCUAGGGAGACUACCUGCGUAGCUGUCGCGAUCAACAACAUUGGAGCUGAUGGUAUAUGUGGCUGUGACUACGAUGUGUACACAUGCCUUGAGCGAUUGUCCAACACCAGCGAGUGGUCCAUCUCUCAGACGACUGGGUCGUUCAAUGGCUGUAUGCAAGCAUGUGAUUCACAGCCAACUUGUUACAGCUUUACAUUUCAGAUAAGCGAUGGGUUGUGCAAGAUGUUUGGUGGUAUGCUGAAUGGCGGGGAUGGGACCGUGUCUGCAGCAGACUUUAUUUCGGGAGAAGUCGUCAAAGGAACAUGCACUGGACAUUGCGAUGGC
Messenger RNA from Aureobasidium melanogenum CBS 110374, 348 nucleotides. RefSeq lists its product as uncharacterized. The transcript has a single exon. NCBI's taxonomy places the organism in Eukaryota, Fungi, Ascomycota, Dothideomycetes, Dothideales, Saccotheciaceae. The record is from RefSeq and is a predicted model, not a curated record. The annotation marks the transcript as partial.